Messenger RNA from Cladophialophora immunda, 2190 nucleotides. RefSeq names its product dihydroneopterin aldolase. Gene Ontology annotation, biological process: folic acid-containing compound metabolic process. Gene Ontology annotation, cellular component: cytoplasm. The transcript has a single exon. Gene Ontology annotation, molecular function: dihydroneopterin aldolase activity. Bases 246 to 1040 code for a protein of 264 amino acids. The record is from RefSeq and is a predicted model, not a curated record. NCBI's taxonomy places the organism in Eukaryota, Fungi, Ascomycota, Eurotiomycetes, Chaetothyriales, Herpotrichiellaceae.
CCGGGCUUCUCCAGAGGCUGGACCGCUUCUCUUGUCUCCGGAUUCCGCGGAGUUCUGUUACGAGAAUCAUCUCUGGGGAAAGGAUCAUUGUUGUUCCGCCCUGCGCUCGCAGUCAUACCAUCCUUCACUGAAGUCUUCAAAGGCACACCAUCAGCUCGCCACAAUCAGGUACUUGCUUGGCUUCCACAUAUAAUAUCCCGCUUGUUAGACCAGACCAGACUUCGUCUUUCUCUUUCCCUCUCAGCAUGGCAAUAUCCACCAUGGACAAAGUGAUUCUCAAGAACAUGAGGUUCGACAUCCCCGUCGGCCUGGACGCCUGGCGUCGAUUCCGCAAACCCCAACCCGUCUCAAUCACCAUAGAAGCCCAGCCAACGUCCACCCUCGAGCCGGCUGCUUCCAAGGACGACGUCAACCUCUCCCUGGACUAUGGCAAGCUGUACAAGAAAAUCUUAGCGGCCUUCAAGGACGCCGAUCCCGAGGCCUUCCCCACCAUCUAUUCCCUGAUCGCUCUGCUUUCCAACAUGGUACCGAACUGUGGUCUACUCACUCUCGACAUUUCCCUGCCCAAGGCUUUACUGCAGGCCAGGGGUGGCGUGCUCUACCAAUACCAAGUCGACAAGUCAGAGCUAGAAAUCGACACAUCUAGCCUCAGUGUGACAGUCAAACAGAUUGCCUGCAACUGCAUCAUUGGAGUCAACCCUCAAGAGCGCAUCUACAAGCAGACGGUAUUCGUCGACAUCAGCGUGCCUCUCGUGGACCCUGCUUUGGGAGUCGGUGCUUUGGAAGAACACUACACUGCUGCUCUGCAUGACAUGGUUCAAACAGUGUGUGAACGAGUCGCGGGUUCAGCAUACCACACGAUCGAAUCCCUAGCCACUGCCGUGGCUCAGAUUGUGACACUGAACUAUGGACACACGGUUGCCAAAGUCCGCAUUGAAAAGCCCAGCGCCAUUGCGCCCAUUGAAGCCGCCGCAGUCGAAAUCACCCGCAGCAAAACAUUCUUCGAAAACAAGGACUUCUGGAAGGUCAAGCUCCCGUAAUACCCGGGAACGUCUUCGUCAAUCAGUCGUUAGGUCGAUUAUGCUUACCCGAGGAGGACGAGUUGGUGGCAGAGAUGGGUCUAUCUGAGUAUUCGGGCCUGACUCGCACUCGACUUCUUUCCAGGUACCGGGGAGGCUCGACCGGGGAAUUGCAUGGACGUGGGUGGCCGCAGACGACUUUGGCGACAGCCCGGGCGUCAGCUUGGGCAGAACUUCAACGGGAUGGAUUUCGUCUUCGGCCAAUGCCACUUUGGCUGGCGGUGCUUUAACCCGUACAUAUGGCUUAAAGAAACUUGCGAUCCGCCGUUGAGGUUGGAUGAGGCUCCCAUCCGCUGUCGCACUUUCGGUGAGGAUUCGGCACUUAUUUGCUCUUUUUUUGGGAGUGCGCCGUGUGACAUUACUGAGUGCAUUGUCCGGAUCCAAGGCAUUCUGCCUUUCUUGCUCGCCCGCUGCUGAGUUGGAGUCUCUCCAGACUGGCGAAGAGAUGGCGAGCGUCGUUUCCUUGACCGCAUUGCCGGAUAGGUUCUCUCCUGGUGUCACAGUCGCCAGAAUCUUCGGCUUUGACUGUGUGUUGUGUUUCGAAAUCAAAGGCGGCACCGCAGCUGGGGGCAUAGGUUGAAUCGUGUUUCCAUGAAGUUGGGCUGGCUCAUGCUCAAUCCGCCGUCCCGGUUCCGCUGAGCUUGAAGUUGAGGGCCUCGAAUGGUUGUUGACAUGUGUCUCGUCGCUGAGGAUAAACGGGUCAUCCGCACUAUUGGUACUGGUUGUGACAAGGUCAAAUGAUGCAGUGUCGCUUGCUGACAUCGUGUUCCUCGGAGGUUGACUGUGCUUGGCGGUCUUGAAGAAGUCCAGCAUCGUGGGAGGAGGCCCUUCGUCUAGCUGGCUUGAGCUGAGUUUGGGAGACUUGGGUCGUCGCGGCGCACUGAUGUUGGCCUUUGGACGAGGACGAGGCGAUGUGAUGGGCUUUCUGAUAUCUAGCUCCGACUCGGUGAACUCAUUUGCAGGGACAACGUAGCUCAAAAGAGCCCCCUGCUGCAUACCUCCAGCCACUUUCGGCUUUCUCGCUUCUUUCUGCUUGGGACAUUUCCGUGUCGCAAAUUUUUUGGGAUCAUUCUCCAUCUCGAAUUGAAUCUGUUUCCAUCGUUCGACGUGC